UCUGAUGGACGUCUUGUGUGAAUCAUGCAGUUGGUGAACUGGUAAGAUGGCGGCCGCAGCAGUGGAAUUUCAGAGAGCACAAUCGCUGCUCAGCACGGACCGGAAUGCGUCUAUUGACAUUUUACACGCUAUUGUGAAGCGAGACGUGCAGGAGAGCGAUGAAGAGGCCUUGCGGGUGAAGGAGCAGAGCAUUCUGGAGCUUGGGGGUCUGCUGGCCAAGACAGGACAGGCGGCCGAGCUCGGAGGUCUGCUGAAGUAUGUUCGGCCCUUCCUGAACUCCAUCAGCAAGGCAAAGGCGGCGCGUCUGGUGCGCUCCUUGCUCGACCUCUUCUUGGAUAUGGAAGCAGCCACAGGCCAGGAGGUGGAGCUGUGUCUGGAGUGCAUCGAAUGGGCUAAAUCUGAGAAAAGGACCUUUUUGCGUCAGGCCCUGGAGGCACGCCUGGUUUCUCUAUAUUUUGACACCAAGCGUUAUCAGGAGGCCCUCCAGCUAGGCUCUCAGCUCCUGCAGGAGCUGAAGAAGAUGGAUGACAAAGCUCUUCUUGUGGAGGUUCAGCUCCUGGAGAGCAAGACCUACCAUGCACUCAGUAACCUGCCGAAAGCUCGUGCCGCCCUCACGUCUGCUAGGACUACAGCCAAUGCCAUCUACUGCCCGCCCAAGCUGCAGGCAGCCCUGGACAUGCAGUCAGGUAUCAUCCACGCAGCGGAGGAGAAGGACUGGAAGACAGCUUAUUCGUACUUCUAUGAGGCGUUUGAAGGCAACGACUCCAUCGACAGUCCCCGGGCCAUCACAGCACUGAAGUACAUGCUGCUGUGUAAGAUCAUGCUCAACGCGCCAGAGGAUGUGCAGGCACUGAUCAGUGGGAAGCUUGCCCUUAGAUACGCUGGUAGGCAGACUGAUGCACUGAAAUGUGUGGCCCAGGCCAGUAAGAACAGGUCACUUGCAGACUUUGAAAAGGCUCUAACGGACUACCGAGCUGAGCUGCGAGAGGACCCGAUCAUCAGCACCCACCUGACCAAGCUCUACGACAACCUGCUGGAGCAGAACCUCAUUAGGGUGAUCGAGCCCUUCUCCAGAGUCCAGAUUGAACACAUUUCCAGUCUUAUAAAACUGUCAAAGGGAGAUGUUGAGAGAAAACUGUCACAGAUGAUUCUAGAUAAGAAAUUUCACGGGAUCCUUGAUCAAGGGGAGGGUGUGCUUAUUGUGUUUGAUGAGCCCCCAGUCGACAAAACAUAUGAAGCUGCUCUGGACACCAUACAAAACAUGAGCAGAGUAGUGGACUCCCUCUACAACAAAGCCAAGAAGCUGUCAUAGGUGGUGGGUUCCUGCAGCUGAGAGCAAGGCCAGUGUGGGUUCCCUCAGGCACGGCCAUGGGGAGCCAGAUGUGCACACAGACUAAAGGAGCCACAACCCCAGAGUCUGCUGGGCCGGCUAGCUUUCACCCGGACAUUCUGAACAUUCCCCUCAGUGGACAAACUUCAGCUCCUCCAGGAUCUACUUUACUUUCCACCACCACCCUUCUCUUUUUUUCUUCACAGUUAUUUGUAUCUUGGCUGCCUCCAAUGAGCCAUCAGGGAAUCUUGAAAUAAUAAACACACAUGCAUUAUAAUUCUAUAAGAAAUGUAUAUAUAUAUACACAGAUUUCUUGCAGAACAAAGCUGACACAUGGAUGAGUCAACCCUGUUGCCAACCUAAAGGUCACUCUUUUUGACCAUGGACACCCCUUACCCCUCGUGUUAUUAGAGGAACUUUUCAGUCCAGAAUCUCCUCCUUCUGAGGCCCUGUGCAGACCUGCCUCUCUGAAACACAGCAUUCUGGGACUUUCUGCUUGUGGGCGGGGCAGGGCAGUAGAGGGAGAAUGCCAUGGCUAUCACGUUGUUUUCCUUGCCCCUACCCUUUCUUUGUAAAUAUCGUUGCCAAGCGUCUCUGUCUACGGCCUGCCAUGCUGUCGCGCCUUUUUUAUAACGCUAAAAACAAUAAAGUCACCAAGAGAA
This is a messenger RNA of Electrophorus electricus (electric eel), 1992 nucleotides long. RefSeq names its product proteasome 26S subunit, non-ATPase 11a (gene psmd11a). NCBI's taxonomy places the organism in Eukaryota, Metazoa, Chordata, Actinopteri, Gymnotiformes, Gymnotidae. Gene Ontology annotation, molecular function: protein binding. The record is from RefSeq and is a predicted model, not a curated record.